GUCUUUGGUCGGGAAGUGUGUUUCAGGCGUGGAUUCUUCAAAUGAGUCUUAUAGUUUGGGAUGUGGAUGCUUAGUUUCUUUCCCUGAAUCUUGUAACCACUGGUUUUUUUGUUCUUUGGCUGUGCUUUUGUUUGCUUAUUUCAUAAUCUAGAUUUUGGGUAUAUGGUACUCUAUACUGUGCAAUUUCUGUGUAACUAUAGUUUCGUUCCGAUUUGGUGGAUCGGAGCUUUUGAACGGAUUUAGAUGUUCUUGUUUUGUUAAAUGGGUGUAGAAUCAAAUUGGACGCCCAUAGGCAAAAUUAUCUAAGCAAUUAUGUCCGACAGGCUAAUUUGGUCUAAAGAAUGGUAGAAAUCACAGCGUCUAAUUUUUCAAGGCAUACUCUUUGAUGGGUUUUAGAAACCAUAGAGAAUAUUCAGAGUUCAUGUAGGAUUGUGUUACAUUUUGAUGUUUUUCUUUGGAAAUAGACGCCAUAGAAACAAUCUCCUGGAGAAGCAAAACCAUUUUGUUAGAUGCUGCAAAUCAAUUGGCCAGAAUGAUGUUAUAAGUAAUCGUGUUUGCUAAGUGAGAAAUGUCAAUAGCUUGCCAAUCCCGUGAGUUGGUGUCUGGGCCUACGGUUGGCUAUCAGGUUGGAGGUCAGGGCGAUGGAUCUGGGUACAUCAGGCAGCAGCAGCAACAACAUCAGCAGGGUGCCAUGAUCAGGGGUUUGUCCUGCAUUUCUAUAUAUGUACACCCUAAUAAUGCCGAAGAUAAUAAACCCUGCUGGAAGGAUUCAGAUGCACUUGGAGGAGACCAUGAUGAGAUCUUUCGGUUAGUGGAUAAGGAACGAUUGAUGGAUCCUCAGUUGAUACCGGCUUCUACAAAUGGUAAGGAUUCAGACUGCAAUUUAAAGGCCGAAUCCAAAUUGGGUACUGGUGAUGCUAACUGCAUAGGGGUAAGUGGAGGUACCUUCCAGCAUUCGUCCAAGGAUUCGUUGUCUGAAUGUUCGUCUAGUAUAGGCAAGGACGAUUCUCUGUCCUCUAUAGAUGAUGAUGCAGGUGAUAUGGAGGUAGAAAGCAAAUUGAAGGGACCUUUGGAUAACAUGGCAGAACUUGAGGACUCUCUUCCAAUCAAGAGGGGCCUAUCAAAUUUUUUCUCCGGAAAGUCAAAAUCUUUUACAUGUUUGGCAGAUGUUGCUUCAGUGAAGGAGCUUGCCAAGCCAGAAAAUCCUUACAACAAGAGACGAAGAAAUUUAUUACCAUACAGUAGUAGCUGGGAAAGAAAUCGUUUUCACUCUUCACGAAAUAACAGUUCUGGCAUAUCCAAGAAAGUGAUGCAUUCCAGCAAAAGUACACUUGCUCUUGCUGUUGCCAUGAGCAAGUCAGAGGACAGUUUAGAAAGGAAUGAAAGAGAUAUACACCUACCUCCUCUCCCACUGCAAGGGAAGUGUCAGAGAAGUUUUAUUUCUCCAAGAUCAUUCUCAUUAACAGAUUUACAGGGUGCUUGAUGUUGUCUCAAAGUUCAGUGGCCCUAUUUUUUGGAAGUUUGAUUGGGAUAUUUUGGUAAUUCCCAAAGCGAGAUAAAUGGAUUACUGGUGGUGGUAAUUUUCCCGGAGGAUAAGUAGUCUCAAAAUCAGAUACCAUUUCCAUCAGGGGAUUUGCACAAGCUACUGCCUUAUCGCUAUCUCUGUAUGAGGUAGUGUUCUCUGUAAAUAGUUUUCAGAAUAUUAUAUAUGUAAUAUGAUUUACAUCUUACUAACAUCUGUUAAAUCUA
Molecule: messenger RNA, 1749 nt
Organism: Cryptomeria japonica (Japanese cedar)
Lineage: Eukaryota; Viridiplantae; Streptophyta; Pinopsida; Cupressales; Cupressaceae
Product: protein OXIDATIVE STRESS 3 LIKE 4
Exons: 3
Coding region: 569-1483 (304 amino acids)
Source: RefSeq, a predicted model, not a curated record